Molecule: messenger RNA, 5990 nt
Organism: Hipposideros armiger (great roundleaf bat)
Lineage: Eukaryota; Metazoa; Chordata; Mammalia; Chiroptera; Hipposideridae
Gene: DCUN1D5
Product: defective in cullin neddylation 1 domain containing 5
Exons: 8
Coding region: 264-977 (237 amino acids)
Biological process (GO): protein neddylation
Cellular component (GO): ubiquitin ligase complex
Molecular function (GO): ubiquitin conjugating enzyme binding; cullin family protein binding; ubiquitin-like protein binding
Source: RefSeq, a predicted model, not a curated record
GCUGUCCGCGUUCUCUCUUCCCGGUGUGACCAAGCCGCAGUGGCCACCGGCAAGGAGUGGUCCCCCUUCCCCGAGCGCAGAGAGACGAGGAAGAGACCUGGGAGCGGCCGGCGGCCAGGCUGGGCCGCUCUGGUGCGGGUUGGCGACUCUGCUGCUACGCUUGCUGCUGUCUCUGGGAACCGGGUGCCAGCACUGAGGAGCCUUCAGUGGACAGCGACCCCCUUCCCCGGCUCCCCUGCCCGCCCUACCAGGGAGGGCGGAAGAUGCCGGUGAAGAAGAAGAGAAAAUCCUCUGGGGUGGCAGCGGCAGUGGCGGAAGACGGAGGCCUCAAAAAGUGUAAAAUCUCCAGCUAUUGCAGAUCCCAACCCUCUGCUAGACUAAUAAGUGGAGAGGAACAUUUUUCAAGCAAGAAGUGCCUGGCUUGGUUUUAUGAGUAUGCAGGUCCUGAUGAAGUUGUAGGGCCAGAAGGAAUGGAAAAAUUUUGUGAAGACAUUGGUGUUGAACCUGAAAAUAUUAUUAUGUUAGUUUUAGCGUGGAAAUUGGAGGCUGAAAGCAUGGGAUUUUUUACCAAGGAAGAAUGGUUAAAAGGGAUGACUUCAUUACAGUGUGACUGCACAGAAAAGUUACAGAACAAAUUUGACUUUCUGCGCUCACAGUUGAAUGAUAUUUCUUCAUUUAAGAAUAUCUACAGAUAUGCCUUUGAUUUUGCAAGGGAUAAAGAUCAGAGAAGCCUUGAUAUUGAUACUGCUAAAUCUAUGUUAGCUCUUCUGCUUGGGAGGACAUGGCCACUGUUUUCAGUAUUUUACCAGUACCUAGAGCAAUCAAAGUAUCGUGUUAUGAACAAAGAUCAAUGGUACAAUGUAUUAGAAUUCAGCAGAACAGUCCAUGCUGAUCUUAGUAACUAUGAUGAAGAUGGUGCUUGGCCUGUUCUUCUUGAUGAAUUUGUGGAAUGGCAAAAGGUCCGUCAAACAUCCUAGCAAGAACUAUUGUGAAGAAAAUGCAAACCUUUUGAUUCCUACAUGUAUACAAGCUAAUGAGAUGAGGGGAAAAAAAAUUCCAAAGGAUGCAUUUUUAUUCAUAUGAAAGACUUCUCAUAGUACUUUUUUUUCCUUUUUUUUUAAAGGAAGUUUUCUUGUUACAUGUGAUGGGCCUUGAGCCACACCUCUUCUGAGACUGAAUAUUGAAGUUUUUGUUUUGAGUUAUGUUUAUAACUUUUAUUUCAGAACAAUAAAGAUUCAGAUUUGUGACAAAGGCCUUAAGUGAAGAUGUCCCUUGAGUGUCAGAGUGGUAUUUAUUUUUGUAAAUUUUAAUUUUUGAAUUUCCGAGGUUCUGUUCAUCAUGAAUUUGUGGAAUUUUAAAGAUUUUAAACAAUCUUAAUAUUUGGCGAUGUGGUCUGAUGAUGGUAUGGCUUAUUGUAUUCAUCUCUGCUUAAUUAGGAAGGACACUUCUUGGCCUUGACUUCUGGCAUAAUGAUUUUCUGAUGCAACUGAUAUAUUUUUGAGUACUGGAAGUGCUCUAACUUUCAGCUCUGGUUUUCUGUGAAAGCUGCCAAGGUCUUAUGCACAUAGUUUAUCUGAAAAGUUUAGAAUUGGAAAGAUGAUGUCCAGUUACUUUGUUUUCUAACGAUUAACUAGCAUUGUCGAUAAGCAUAAAUCAGCAUUGCAUGUAUAUUCUUAAUGUGAAUUUUAAGUUUUCUGUAUUCCAUCAGUUAAAAAAUUCCAUUUAUAUUUGAAAGAGCAAGGUUCAUAUAUUAAUCGUCUCAGAAUCAGACAAGUCACAGCCUUAUGAGAGAAUUAAGACCAGUUUUGAAGUUGUAUCAUCAUCAUUGUUAUCAGUGGUAUAUGUAGAUCCCUUUAACUCAUUUUGUGAUAUAGGGAGUUUGUCAAGGCUCUGCCCCCUUCUUUUUAUCUUAAAAGAACCUUAGCUCUGAUGUAGAUUUAGUUACGAUAUAUAGGAAAAGAAAGUAAUACAAUAAGGAAUCAUGAAAGAAUUCUGGACAUAAUUGCACACAAAUCAAGGGUGCCAUUUACAAUAGCACAAUCACAGUAUUGCUAAUUAUCACAAUUUUCUGACUGUUGGCAAUAAAGUAUCUUGAGAAAAGGACAGGCUUUUCUAAUUCACAUAAAAGGCGUUUUUUGGACUAGCAGCAGGGCUGUUUGUACAUUCCUUUUCAAACCAUCCAAUAUCCCAGAGAUAUGAAAACUUUGUUCACAUUAACAGUCAAGUCACAACCUCAGUAACAUUCCUAGUUUCGUUGUAUGAGUUGGAGAGAAGUAAAUAGAAUAUUUUUUCAUAAUGAGGACUUUUCUAUUGGGAUUUGAGGUAAAUGUUGAUUUUUGAUGGUGAAUUUAUUUAAUGAUUGAUUUUCAGUAUUGAUUACUUAAGUGAGAAUAGCAUUUUAAAGAUUUUUAUGGUUUAACAUCAUAGAUGAUAUUUUAAUACCAAGUUUAUUAUAAGUAAAACAUUUAGAUUUUUAGACAUUUGAAUCUCUAUAAUUUGACUCUCCUCUCCAAGGUGGUAUUUUUAAACUUGAAGCAUAUUGCCCAUUUUUGAUUAAUUCCAAAACAUGUAAUUUAGGUGAAAUCUUACAGGUUGCCAUUUUGUAGCCUGAAUAAAUAAUGGUAAUGGUUUUGUGAUCUUCACUAAUUGAGUAAAACAAGAAACACUCAAAACUUAUAGAUGACCUUUAAAAAAAUAAAAUACGUGAAACUAUUUACUUGGCUUACUUAUCCAAAGAUACCUUUAAGACUUUUUGAAUCUGAAAACUGAAAUGAAACUCUCUUCCCUUGAGAGCCCAACCCCACUCAGGCCAUGCUUGCUUUACUCUCCUGCUCCUCCUAAUUCUCUUACCUCCUGGAAGUCAUAAGAUUCACAUACUUUGGAGGCAAAUUUACUCAUUUGUCAGUCAGAAUGUGGCCUUGUCCCUUCUUCUCUUGCCUAAUUUAUAUUUGAACAGCAUUUAAUUUAUUGGGAAACUUAGGAUCAAGAGGUUAAAUGAUAUAAGCAAAGAGGACAGUAUUAUGGAACCUGCAGUAUAAAGAAGUCUCCUAACUGUUGUGGAUCUUCUUUUAAUUAGUUAGCUUUAAGUGCCUUCCCAGGAAUCCUGUUGUAAAAUUUUCAGAAUUAUUUCCUUUGUAUAGGAUGAAAUACUCAAUGGUGCUUUAAUAAUUGGAAACGACUUGCUUCUUAUAGAAUAGCAUACAAAUGUAAUACUACUGGAAGAAAAUGGAGCCAGGUGUCAUUUCAACUGUGAGAGGAUGGAGAGGCUGGACGUCCCCCCACCCCUCGGAGCCAGUAAUCUUUAACAAGGUCUGGUAUGCUUAGGUAAUUGCCAGGAAUUCAGGUUAACAUAGUCUUAUCUGAAUUGGAGAUAAAAACUGGUGUCUAUGCUGAUCUUUCUGUGUUACAGUAUUUAUCUUUUAUUGUCUAAUGAUCUUUUUCAAAUGCUGCUGGUAAAAUUCUUGACAUAAAACAUUUUGACAGUAAUAGUAUUUUUAUGUAUAACGUAUAGGUUUUGUUGAUUUGGGUUUUACUCUGUUUAAAAUACUCUGGAUUAGUGUUUCUUAAACUGGAGUUUGAGGGCCUUCUAUGGGGAUGUUAGAUUAACCCGAGAGUAUUUCUUUGAAAUACAAAUGCCUUUUCAUCUAGUGAACCAAAAAUUUAUCUUAAACCAUAUUUGUCACUACUUUUUGCAGGGAGGGGAGGAGGAGAGUAGAAUUUUAAGAUAAUUAGAGUUCUUAAGGCAUACAAGUUUUGUAGCAUAGCUUAGAUUCAGAACAUGAAGCAUAUUAGCAAUGAAACAUCCAAUUUGAACUAAGUAUUUCUUCAACAGAACAUGUUCUUUCUGCCUAAUUGUUAAUGUGAAAUUAUGAAAGGACUUACUGAAAUUUAUUGUGUGCUCAGCUUGAGAAGCAAACAGUAAGAAUGUUGACUUAAUUUGUUUUACCUAUCUCUUAUAGAAGUGUACUUAAAACUGUUGUGAUAACAAUUCGAAGUCUGAUAAAAUUUUGUUGGGGCUUUUAAGGCUCCAAUAGGCUAAAGUUUUGUAGUACAUCUUUCAUAUGCUUACCAAGUGUCUAAAGCAUCAUAUAAACUGGGGACAUUUUAAUACAUAAUUUAAAUGUAUUUCUUUGUUAGACUAAGAAAAGGCAAAAUUAUCUCUUAAUCUUAUUCCUAAAAAAGAAUCCUUAUUCUUAAAGAGACUUCUACCUUCUUGAGGAAGUAUUACUUCUUGAGUGAUACUAGAAAUCAUUACAAGGAAACAUUUUCAGGAAGCGUUCGUUUUUCUCUUCAGGAGAGGAGAAAUAACAGCAAAAUCUCAUUGAUUUCCUCACUAGGAAAGGGUAGUCUGAAUUAUUAAAUAUUCUGGAUCAUAGAAUUUUUUAAUGAAUGUAGUUUUAUUACUGUACUUCCAUAACUGGUAACAACCAGACAAAAAUUUUGCUUAAGACUUGGUCUCUUUUGUUAACAAGACCUAGUUUCCUAUGAGUAGUACUGUGAAAGCCCUAAAAGCAGUCUAAUUUAUGGUAAAUUUAUAUAGAUUAGAGAUUGUGGAAAAAUGAAUUUCUACUCCAAGCCUUAGGUGAAUUAUCACUAAUUCACUCUUUAAUUGUAUAGAUUGUUCUAGUGAACUUUUUCUUCACUGAAACAAACUUUAGAUCUUUUAAAGCACAAUUUAUUUACGUUUUCCCAAACACCAAUCUUAAUAAAAAGAUCAUAAAUUUGCUAUAUCCACCUUACAAUCUUUUGUAGCCUAUACAGAUAGUGCUUCCCUUUGCUCCUUUCCUAGACCAGCUGUUAUUAGUUUGACCAUUUAUUUUUUUAAUUUUGUGCGCUUGUCUGUAAUUUAUUAGAACCUUUUAUAAUAUGGCUCAUUUUUGCAUGGAUUCUGACUUACCAUGUGUUAAAUGUUCUUUAAAAUAUUAAUAUAUCCAAUAAUAAGGUUAGACUUUAAUGUGAGUAUGGGAUCUUGUCUUACCAUGCCAAUAUUAUUGGAGCUUUGUUGUAUUUAUUUUAUGGAUCUAUGGUCCAUAAGUGGGCGAGUUAUAGUAAAAUAGUUUUAUUAAAAAUUUCUUAGUUUUUCCCUAAAUUGUAUCAUUUAAAAGAAGUUUUAUCUUUCUGCAUUUUGGCUUUCUCAGCUUUAAAGUAUUAAUGAAAGUUGUUAUACAUACUUUAUGGAUUGUUUUAAGUAUUACGAUAAAAUUGUGGAUAUUAUGAAAUAUUAAAAUAAUGGUACUUAUAAUUAUUUUUAAAAGCUAACAAAAAUAAGCCAAAUGGAUAUGUACAAAGCCAGAUUGAUUUACCCCAAACUCGUGUGUGUGUGUGUGUGUGUGUGUGUGUGUGUGUGUGUGUGUAAAUUGAGUGUUACUAUUAUCCCUAACUUAUUUUUCUAUGUGGAAAAUAGAUUGUGGAUAAAAGCCUUUUACAUUUUUGAAGGUGAAAAGAAAAUUUGCUUUCAUAUGAUUGCUACCAAAUGCAUUUGAACCAUGAGAGAUGAAAGACUAUUUAAUACUUAUUUGAACAACUUUUGAUUUGAGACAGUAUUAUUAAUUUAUUAAAUUUAGCAAAAUUAAUUUUUGUGAAUAUUGAAUUAAGUGGAAUUAGUUUACCUCGAGUACUUUACCUAUAUUAUCCUAUCAUGCAAAUGAAAUGGCUUAUAGCAAAUUCAUACAGUUAUUUUUAUCUACAAAUGUAGAAACCUUACCUGUUUUGGAUAUAUAUCAUUUCCUGAAAUUACUUUGAAUAUUGAAAGAGAGAGUUUAUAGAAGUAUUUCAGAGAAACCUUAGUUGGUUUCCUCUUUGCAACAUCCUUGUUAUGUCACUUUUAGACAUGUCACUUGACCUUUGUCAUCUUCGGUUUCAUCUUCUGUAAAAUAGUGAUAAUAAUACGUACCAGUAUUGUUACAAAAUUCAAACAGGGAUGUAUACACAACACAGUAAAUGUUAAAUGAAUACACCUUGAUAUUUGAAUAAAAAACAAUUAGUUAAAA